Anopheles nili is the source of this 1982-nucleotide messenger RNA. It is a transcript of the gene Cwc25, whose product is annotated as pre-mRNA-splicing factor CWC25 homolog. Lineage: Eukaryota; Metazoa; Arthropoda; Insecta; Diptera; Culicidae. The transcript has 2 exons. Bases 78 to 1982 code for a protein of 634 amino acids. Gene Ontology annotation, cellular component: U2-type spliceosomal complex. The record is from RefSeq and is a predicted model, not a curated record. Gene Ontology annotation, biological process: mRNA splicing, via spliceosome.
CCAAACAAAACAUAUUUUUUGCGCGAAAGACUAACUCCUGGUGUAUUGAUUAAACAUUGAAUGAAAAGUGUCCUAAAAUGGGAGGUGGCGACUUGAAUACGAAAAAAUCAUGGCACCCGAACACGAUGAAAAACCAAGAGCGUGUCUGGAAAGCGGAGCAACAGGAGGCGGCCGAAAAGCGACGCUUGAACGAGCUCCGGCGUGAAAUAGACGAGGAACGAAGCCGCGAGGAGCUGAAACAUAUGGGACAAAAGUCCGGCGUUCUACCGAGCGAUGACGGUGACGAUAAGAAACUAGAGUGGAUGUACCGGGGACCGUCACAGUUGGUCAACCGAGAGGAAUAUCUGCUGGGCCGAACCGUGGACAAGACGUUCGAGGAGCUCGAUGCCCAAGAAAAAGCUUCUACUUCUACGUUCGGUGUGGCUCAGCCAAAAAAUCAUGUCGAGCACGAAUGCAUUCCCUUUUCGAUCCGACAACACAAGGAUGUACUCAGCAACGACCAGGUGGAUCUUGCCCGGAAGCUCAUGGAGGAUCCACUAAUGCUGAUCAAACAGAAACAGAUCGAAUCUCGCCAGAAGAUCCUACAAAAUCCUGUUAAGCUGAAGGAACUUCAUCGUCUGCUCAAGGGAGAUGAGAGUUUGAAAUCGUCGGAUGGCAAGAAAAAGAAAAAGAAGGAAAAAAAGGCUAAAAAAAGUAAAAAGAGCGAUAAAAAAAAGAAAAAGAGCAAGAAGCGUAAUAGCUCUAACAGUUCCGAUAGUGGUAGCGAUGAUAGCGAUACAGAUCUAGAUAAGCUAUUGGCAGAGAAGUAUAAAAAAGUUCAAAACUCCAUGGCGGAAGAACACCAGGAAGGCGUUAGCUUUAACAAGCUGCUUUCCAUGAAGUACGAAAAGCUGUCCAAAGAGUUGGACAUGAUGGGAAGCACUGGUUCGAAAAAGAAGAAACGACACCCUGAUCGGAGAAGUAACGGAUCCAGUUCUUCGGAAUCAGAUAGGGAAGAUUCACAGACACGAAAACAUGGUCAUAGGGCAAAACGGGACGACUAUUCUCGGCGAGACGAUCGUGACACACGUGGAAGAGAUAAAGGUCCAAGCAAAAACACCGAACGUUCUCGACACGCAAGAAGAGAAAGAAGGGAAUCUUCGGAGGAAGAUACAAACGAUGGGAAGCGUCAUAGAAAUUCUCGGGGUAUCGCCAACGAUUCUUCACGGAACAGAAGCCGCUCUAGAAGUAGGGAUAGACGUAGAAACAGUCCUACAAAUCGUUUUAGGCAGCGGUCACCAGCCCGUAAAGCUGGCUCGUCGAAAGCCAAACACAGUCGAGAUCGAUCGCGGGAAAAAUCAGUUGAAAAGAAGAAAGCCAAAGAGAGCAGGCGCCAUUCUCGUUCGCAAAGUCCUCGAAAGACAAGUCCCAACCGGACAAAGCCGGAAAAACGGCCGACAAAACCUCGCAGGACGCCAUCAUCCAGCUCAUCAGCAUCGACAUCCGAUUCGGAUUCGCCGGAAUCUUCCCCUGCUCGUCCGGUAGCGCAGGACUCCGACGACGAAAGACGCGCCAAGAAGGUUAGAAACUUCGGUUUAGUAACGGCAUCGGGUGAAAAAUUGGAAACCAAAUCACGCUCAGCAGAUGUUCGGCUGUACAACCGGGAGGAGAUAAAGGCGGAACAAUCGAAACAGAAGCCAUCCUGGAGCAAACCAACAGAAAAGAAGCGGCCGUUGACGGAGGAAGAGCUAGAGGAGAAGAGAUUGGCCAUGAUGAGCAACGCGCAGUGGCGCGAAAAGGAACGGGAAUCGAACGUAAAGCGGUAUGAGGCCGAAGAUCACCGUGAGGAAACCACACACAGUCGAGAGUACGAUAAGGAGUUCCUAACGAAGCAAUUCAAACGAGCCGCCGCAGCCGAAACGGUCGAAUCGCGCAUCCGAUCCAAUCGCAACAACAUCCAGCGAUCUAAUGGCGCAAUGAAUUCAAAUUUCGUAAAACGGUGA